Messenger RNA from Eimeria maxima, 396 nucleotides. RefSeq names its product DNA-directed RNA polymerase II, putative. Bases 1 to 396 code for a protein of 131 amino acids. The record is from RefSeq and is a predicted model, not a curated record. Gene Ontology annotation, biological process: transcription initiation at RNA polymerase II promoter; positive regulation of translational initiation; nuclear-transcribed mRNA catabolic process, deadenylation-dependent decay. NCBI's taxonomy places the organism in Eukaryota, Apicomplexa, Conoidasida, Eucoccidiorida, Eimeriidae. Gene Ontology annotation, cellular component: P-body; RNA polymerase II, core complex. Gene Ontology annotation, molecular function: translation initiation factor binding; nucleotide binding. The transcript is spliced from 4 exons.
AUGGAUUCUCCAACGCAGGAUUCCCUGGCGGGCGACUUGGGUCCAGAGUUCAAGAAUGCCAAGUGCCUUAAUUUAUGCGAGCUUCAGCUCAUUCUAGGGGAUCAGCUCCGCCUUUCUGUCUCUCGUCCUGCAGAAGCGCACAACUUAAUCAAAGCAUCCUACGAGUAUUCUUCGCGCUUUGGGAAGAUGACUGUCAGGACAGCCGUUGUGGAGAUUCGCAAGCACCUUGAGCGGGAAGGGGACUUGCAGCAGUUUGAGCUAGCGCUGCUGGUCAACCUGCUGCCCCGCACCCCGGAUGAAGCCAAGGCACACAUUCCAUCCCUUAUCCGCCUGUCCCCUGCUCGUCUCUCACGGAUUAUUGACACCUUGGAAGUAUUCAGGGUUCAUGCGUCCUAA